Messenger RNA from Ylistrum balloti, 2926 nucleotides. RefSeq lists its product as uncharacterized. The record is from RefSeq and is a predicted model, not a curated record. The coding region runs from base 23 to 1636 and encodes 537 amino acids. Lineage: Eukaryota; Metazoa; Mollusca; Bivalvia; Pectinida; Pectinidae. Gene Ontology annotation, molecular function: mRNA binding. The transcript has 9 exons. Gene Ontology annotation, biological process: mRNA export from nucleus. Gene Ontology annotation, cellular component: nucleus.
UCAGCAUCCCACGUUUGGCAUCAUGGACGUGUCGCUUGAAGAUUAUAUCGUUGAUAACAACGUCAAUUUUCAAGUUCAAAUAAGUAAUCCAAAUGCACUGGCCAACAGAGGUCAGGACAGAGGUCGUGGUCGUGGAAGAGGUCGUGGCCGAGGACGCGGAGGAUUCCAGCAACGUGGUGGACUCUACACUUCAAAAACACAGAGAAAUCAAGGAAAAUUUGUUGCAGCUGCCAAACCCAUAUCAGUGACAGUUAAAAAUAACUUUGAUGCAAGAGACACUAUUGCAACAAAAAAAAGACCACUGGAUGCCAGAAAUAAACUCGUUGCUAAAGCCAAGCUCAGUGAUGCUAGAACAAGAAUAUCAAAUUUGAAAGGAGGUAGAGGUGGCUUAGUAAACAAAGGACAAUCUAAUAAAGGAUCAGAUGCUAGAGCAAUGAUCCUCGCCAGAAAGAAUGCGAAACAACUUACGCCUGCAGGUAACAGAACUGGAGUUGGCGCUGUACAGUCUACGUCAAGUAAUCUUCUGCGAACUGUGAAUCAGGAUGUGUCUUCAGGCAAUUUCCAGAUAACAAGAAAGGUGCCUGGGAACCAGUCUGGUGUUCAAAUCUCUGGUAACAAUGUCCUCAUCACCCGCACACUCCAUGGUUCCGCGUCAGAGUCCGCUGACGGUCCACUUUUUACGAAGACAAUCAAUAAUCAGCAGUCAAAUGUACGAGGACCAGUGAUUCAACUCCAAAAUGAAAUGUUCCAGGCUCACCCACGUACACAGCCCAUGUACAGUCCGGCUGUGUAUGGUGAGAUGGAUGACGUUGACCCGUGGGCACCAAACAGUGGCUAUCCUAGUGAGAAAACUUUAACAGUGAAAAUGCCACAGAGCCAGCCACAUUUUAGUAAAGUUCCGCAACAAAAAUUUCAGUUAAACAAAAUUACGUUUGAUAGUCAAAGAACAGUACCUACAACACCAAUAUCUCCGCCCACAGCCAUGAAACGAAAAGCAGUCGGGGAUAUGCUAUCGUUGACGACUGGUAAACAAUUACGACUUGGUGGUGUGGUAACCACAACAAAACAGACACGACCAGUUACACAAGUGUCACAAGUGUCACAAUCUGCACCCACAGUCAUUAAAAGAACAAAAGUGAUGAAACCAACCCCUGCUCCAGUUGUAGUAGAAGAGGAGGAAGAUCCUGAUGUGGUACUCAGUCCACUACAAGGAUACAGAAUCCUGAUAUCCAACCUGCAUGUUAUUGUUACUCAAGAUGACAUCAUUGAGCUGUUUGGUGCCAUUGGCCCAAUGAAGCGAGCUCGUCUGGUGAAGCCUGGUACAGCCGAGGUGGUGUAUGUCCAGAAAGAGGAUGCCCAGAAAGCUGCCCAGAAAUACCACAACAGGGAGCUGGAUGGUCAGUCCAUGCAAGUGAAGCUCAUAACACCAGCCAAAGCACAAGUCAAACAGGUCGCAGAUGUCAUCACCCCACCAUCGCAGCCAGCGAAGGAAAAGGGAGGUCCUCUCAAACUUGGACAAAACAUAAAGAAGAAUCCAGGAGGAGGAAAUGUUGAACUAAACACACUGCAUCGGGCACUGUUUAAAACACAAGCAAGCAAACAGAUUAAACCUGUCACCUUCACUGUCAAGAUUUAGUGAUCAUACACAUGUAUCUCAUGCUGUCAUUUUCAUGAAUUACAUUUUUAUCAUCUAUUAAUCAGUAGGAUGUGUUAUUUACACCGUGCUAUUCACAUUUAGAAAGCCAAAGCUUGAUUGUUGAGUGAAAAAAGUUUUGAACUUUUGAGAAACAGACUCUCAUAGUCAGACUUUAGAAACAUUCAAGAAGUCAUGCAGAAGAGGUCAUACUCAGAGGAUACCCAGAAGUACAAAAUCAGUGUGUUUAAAGAAGUACAAAAUGAGUGUGUUUCAAGAAGUACAAAAUCAGUGUGUUUCAAGAAGUACAAAAUCAGCAUACUUGAAGAAGUGCAGUUUCAGCAUGCUUGAAGAAGUGCAGUUUCAGCUUGCUUGAAGAAGUGCAGUUUCAGCAUGCUUGAAGAAGUGCAGAUUCAGCAUGCUUGAAGAAGUGCAGUUUCAGCAUGCUUGAAGAAGUGCAGUUUCAGCUUGCUUGAAGAAGUGCAGUUUCAGCUUGCUUGAAGAAGUGCAGUUUCAGCAUGCUUGAAGAAGUGCAGAUUCAGCAUGCUUGAAGAAGUGCAGUUUCAGCAUGCUUGAAGAAGUGCAGUUUCAGCUUGCUUGAAGAAGUGCAGUUUCAGCAUGCAUCAAGGAGUACAUUUUUGGGAUCCUUCAAAGAAAAAAAAAUGACUACCUGUGUUUUUUGUAGCAGUGAACUAGUAUUAGUGUUGAAUUAUUAUAUUUUUCUUAUUGAAUGUCACGCAUGUUAAGACAAUUUUCAAGUUGGUAGUUCAGACACCUGGAUAAAAACUGUGAAACUGUGUUCAUGCAAUUUGUUUCUGAUAUACACAAUUAUUAUGAUUUGCAAAGUAAAUUUUUGGUAGAUUUACAAUGAAUUUCGUGGAAAAAAGGAGCUAUGAAAACAAAUGAUAAGAUAUUUUUUAAGAGAUCAAUUUUGUAAAAAAAAUUACAAAAACUACCAAAAAGAAUAUUAAUUGAAUAUAAGCUUCUGUAAUUUGACGAUACAGAAAAGUAAAGACAUAAAUUUUCAUAUGUCGUCUACUGUUUUUUUUUUUUUUUUUUGACGCUGGGUUAUUUCCCCUUAUAAAAUUUUUGUCUAGAAUUUACUGCAUAGAUGCAGGGUUUAUGAUACCAGUUUCACGAAUGUUUUACUGUACUUACAGUUGAUGCAGUUUCACAGUUAAGUUGGAACAUGCAUAUGAAAAUAGAAUUUUUAACAUCUGCGCCAAUUUCUCAUUUAGAUGUAAUAGAUAUAAACCUGUUGAAAAAGUCAAAUAAAAGAAGCAGACAUAAGAA